AUGAGACUUCCAGCGAAGAUGGUGGCAUCGACCAGGAUUCCCAUCUGGAACUCAGCUUGGGCUACUCUGAAUGCCCAACUCGUGAUGGAGCAUUCUACUCAAACUGAUGCUCCUGUCGCUAUGGGCGGUUACACGUUCAACACGCGCGACUGGGGCGACUACGGCAGUGCACUUGUUGACCAUGCCCCUGAGAAGGCCGCGCCCAAGAUCCCCGGCUGCACCGCGGGCCAGGCCUCGAACAAGAACUGGAAACUGACAGGGCCCGUUCUUCAAGCUUAUAACGCUAUGCGAGGCUCUCGUAUGGCCGCGGGUGACCCCAUGGAAAUUCACGGCCGAAAUUGCAGAAACCCUUCAGGAGCGGCCGUCCAUCGACAAGGCCGCCCGUCAGGAGGUUGCCAGCGUGCCGCGACCGCAGUAUCAGCACAUCAAUCCGCCCAAGGGCUUCAAAUAUCCCGCGCACCCAGCCUCUUCCAUCCACGGCAUCGCCUCUGA
This is a messenger RNA of Verticillium dahliae VdLs.17, 492 nucleotides long. RefSeq lists its product as uncharacterized. The record is from RefSeq and is a predicted model, not a curated record. Lineage: Eukaryota; Fungi; Ascomycota; Sordariomycetes; Glomerellales; Plectosphaerellaceae. The transcript is spliced from 4 exons. Bases 1 to 492 code for a protein of 163 amino acids.